CAUCACUUUUCAAACAGAUGACAAAUCAUUAAUAUUUACAUGCAUAUGAAGAAAACUGUCGGAAAACGAAAACAUGUUUCUGCGGAAGAUUAAGUGAGUUUGUUAUCAGAAUCAAUGAAACACUUUUAUAAUUGACUACCGAGUAAAAUAGCCUGAAUUUUUAUUUGUUUGGAUUUACUGUUGAGAUGUAAUUUAUCAAUACUGUGUCAGAGUCACUGUCUAACUUUAUUGUAGCCUGAAGCAAUUCUCUCAGUCUCUGGAGUCUGUAAUUACUGGUGGAGUUUCCAAGUGAGAAAAACCUGGAAGUAAAUCACUAGUCAUUAAGGACAGGAAUUUCAAGUUGUGCCACUUGAUCUUAUUAUGCUCUGGCACAAAACUUUAAAUAAACCACCCGCGACUGCGAUUUGCUAAACAAAUUCAAAAUCACCUUUGCUGGAUACAGAGUCAUCAUGGGGUUUGGAAUACAUACACUUGUGCUUUUCUUCAUAAUUGACAUGUGCAGGGCUGAAGGGCAGCAUUCGAUCAUAUUGCACCGGCAAAAGAGAAGAUGGAUUUCUGCUGUUUUUAAACUUAUAGAAGAAGACCCAGGACCUUAUCCAAAGAAGGCUAUAAAACUUUCCAAUGACAAGUCACAAAACCAUUCAUUGCUGUUUUCCAUUUCGGGAGAGGGGGUUGAGCGCGAUCCUGAGAAAAACCUCUUCUCAAUCGACAAGUAUACUGGCGAAAUAUUUGUUCAUCAUAAAGUUGAUCGCGAGAAGACAAAAUCAUUGAUGUUUCAAGUUGAUGCUAUGGACAGGGAUACUUUGAACGUAGUAGAUGACCAUAUGUUAUAUAAAAUUCAAGUGAUUGAUAUCAAUGACAAUCGUCCUGAAUUCAAACAAGCAGUAUAUGAUGUCGACGUAUUGGAAGCUACAUAUCCAGGGGCAGAAGUCUUCAGAAUUGAAGCAGAAGAUGCUGAUGACAAAAGCAAUGGCAAUGGAUUUGUUUCAUACUCAAUUGUUUCUCAAGAUCCUAAAAUACCUUCGAAUGUGUUUAAAAUUGAUGCAAAGAAUGGAUCCAUUCUUCUUCAAAAAUGCUUAAAUUAUGAGGCCAUCAAAUCUUAUUCGUUAAUCAUUAAAGCAAGAGACAAUGGACAAAAUGUGACCUCAUCUUCUGCGGAAGUGAGGAUCAACGUGAUAGAUUCCAAUACCUAUCCUCCUAUUUUAACUCAGAAAAGUGUUUCAGGAAGUAUCAAUGAGUCCGACAAAAACAUAGUUAUAUUACGAGUAGGUGUUACUGACCAAGACACUCCCAAUACACCAGCCUGGAGGGCAAAGUACAAAAUAAUAGAAGGGAAUGAAAAUGAAAAUUACAGGAUGGAAACAGAUCCAGAAACAAAUGAUGGACUACUGAUUGUGAUAAAGUCUGUGGAUUAUGAGCUUGGUCCUCAAAGGAAUCUUAGGAUAACUGUGGAGAACGAAGAACCACUUUUUACAUGUCCUGAUACAGAAGACAACAUUAAUAGAAAACCACAAGAGUUAUCUGCAGUUAUUACUGUGAAGGACUUGAAUGACCCUCCAGUGUUUGAUCCUCCAGUGAUAACCAUUAAUGAGGUUGAAGGUCAAAAACCUGGAAAAGUUCUGGGAAGAUUCAAUGCUUAUGAUACUGAUACAUUUUAUAAACAUUCCAUCAAGUAUUAUCGAGGUCAUGAGCCAGCUGAAUGGGUGACUGUAGAUUCAGAAACUGGUGUUGUCACAACAGUGAAAGAAUUGGAUCGAGAAUCACCUUAUGUGAAUAAUAGUGUUUACACAUUUACAGUGUAUGCAGUUGAAGAUGAUGACAUUCCCAUAACAGGAACUGGCACAUUGUCUCUUAUUCUGGCUGACAUUAAUGAUAAUCUGCCAUAUCUUAAGACUAAAUAUGCAAGCAUAUGUGACGAGGGAGAAGUCCAAUUUAUAACCGUUUCAGCAAGUGAUGAGGACCUAGAGCCCUUCGGUGGUCCCUUUACGUUUGAAUUGUUGGACAAUGAACAACAUAUAAAGAAAAACUGGAAAUUAGGCAAAGCAACAGACAACACUGUUCAGCUCCAGAGAAUAAGGAAAGUUCCCAUUGGAAAUUACACCAUACCUUUCAAAAUCCGAGAUAGGCAGGGAAUUACCCAGGAAAGUUCAUUGAAUUUACAUGUUUGCCAUUGCAUUGAUGAGAGAACAUGUCCUGUUCCAUUGCCUGCAACAUCCUCCUUGGGCGGAGCUGCAAUCGGACUUCUCCUUGCUGGUCUAUUACUCUUAAUUUUGGGCUUAUGUUUACUCCUGUUUUGUACAUUUAAAAAGAAGUUCUUAAAACCUUAUAAUGAACCUACAUGGACCUUGAUUAAAUACAAUGAUGAAGGAGUUCUUGUAGACAGUCAGAAGCCAGCAAGUAUUUAUAUAUCAGAAGUAGCUUCCAAAGAAGUUGGCCUGGGUGCUGAAAGAAAUUCAAUCAACUCUGGCAUUCAAGGACAUCUUGAAGGGAUGACAUCCUUUGUCGAUGGGACGAUGAGACAAAUCAAAGCCAAUAAUUCAAGAGUAUGGUCUACUAGAGACAAUUCGCAAAGGUAUGAAGAUGGCAGAUUGAGAAUGAAUAACAUGUCACAAAGAUAUAACUCGUAUGGUUGGGCUAACAGGCACAAUAUGGAACGUUCAUCACGUGCAGCCUCUCUAUUCAUCUCAAGGAAUUCUUCACGCUUUUAUGGUGCACAAGAUUGGGGCACCAGGGAAUAUUCAGAACCAGACACAGGAGAUGCAGAGGUUAUGUACAAGCCUGUUGUAUACAGCUAUGAAGGAGAAGAAGCAAGUAUGCUAACUCUUGAUUCCAUCAGCAGGUUUGAAGAUAACAUCAGCUUAAGCUACUUGAAUGAUUUGGGACCAAAGUUUAAAGCAUUGGCAAAAAUAUGUCAGGAGAAGAAUCCACAUUUAAGUCAACAGCAGUAGAUCAAAGCUGUGCCAUAAAUGCCUUUUUCAAGAUAAUACCCAGUUAAAUUGCAUAACUUCUGUUUGUGACAUUUGGAUUGUGAACAAAAUGAUUUUAUCAAAAAUUCUGUGUUCAAAACAAAAAAGAUAGCACAUUGAACUAAAAUGACUCAAUUUCACAAUGGCUUCUAAGGAAACCUUAUACAAUACUGUGGAACAUUCAGACAAUACUCGGUUUAAAUUUCUGCUGUAGUUUUCUUGAUUACCUAGUGGAACAUUACUGGUUGAUCUAGGGAACGCAAGUGGGAUAAAAAAGCAAAAGCAAAUUCAGAAAAGUAAUCAAAACAAUAUUUAGUCAAGGGUUUGGGGAAUUUCUGCAAACGACCAAACAAAUGAGGAGAAUCACAUUGGAAGUUAAAUUCCAUAAAUCAUAUUUUUAAAUAAAAAGUGGAGACUGGUUUUGAGUAUGUUUCACACGAUUUUUAAAGCUCUUGACUCAUUGCCAAUUAAGGACUGAAAUUGUCUUCAGGUUGCUAUUUUAUUUUCUUUGCAAUAUUACUUAACUGUUUGAAAAUUAUAUAAAUACUACAAGAGGAGUUAGCAUUAUUUUUUUAAAUAUAAAAGGAACAAACAACAAAUAUUAAGUGUUUUUUUUCAGGCAAAUUUCAGCAUUGAAACAGAGGGUUAAAUUAUCCUUUGGCACUCCAUUAGCAAAACAACUUAAGCUUGUCCAACAUCAUUCCUGGCCUAACCACAAAUCAUAUCCCUCAGACUUGCCCAGGGCAGUUGCCAGUUACCACUUGCCUCUUCAUUGGAUAAACAAAAACACCCUUGUAAACCACUUCAUUUCCUUGCCCUUUUCCCUACAGUUAACCAAGCAAAUGACACUGUUACUUUCACAACCCAGCUUGGUGAGGGGAUCCUUCUGACAAUCCAAUUUUGCUUGAUGAACUUAAAGUUUUGGGGUCAGUAUGAUGGGUGAAAGUCCUAGCCCAAUGCGAUACCACCAGCAGAAAAGAAAUCCAGUUCAGAAUUUUGAGUCAGAAUGUAAAAUGAUAGAUUCACUAUUUGGAAUUCCAUGUUCUUCUGUAUUAGCUAUUUUUAUUAACAAAUGUUAUACUGGUGCCUUGGAACAGUGGGCUGACAGUAAUUGUUGUGUAAAUAGGUGUAUGUUUUUUUUAAUGACAGGGUUUGAAAAAUGUACAAGUUAAAUUAUGCAUAAUCUGUUUCAGAGAACGAUUCUUUUGGAGUUUGGCUUGUUUUGAGAACUGGCAAAGCUGGUUUUGAUCUUUUAAGUAUGCAACGUUGAAUAUUUUAUAUUAAUAUUUGUUACAAAUUGGUUUAUAUUGAAUAUUGUGGGAUAUGAUAUACUGCAUGUUUAAAUAUCCUUUUGUUUUCUGGCUAUUCACCAAGUACAGAGCAGCGGCAAUACACCAUUCUUUUUAUCUUAAAAGCCUAUAUCAGCAGUUCAUCUGCAACAGAUACAACUGUUCGCACUAAUACUGGGAGGAAUGACCACUGCAAAUUCUUUGCAGGAACAAAGUCCCAUCUUCACCACUUGCACCCUCUAUUCUGAUGUAUAACUCCAGUGUGGUAUUUUUGAAGACUGUUUAUUUAAAACGUGAGUGCAUCUUGUGAUUUGAUUCAUGAUUUAUUGGUGGGCCAACCACUGCUGAUUGUUGGAAACUGAUUGUCUUCAA
Messenger RNA from Pristis pectinata (smalltooth sawfish), 4627 nucleotides. RefSeq names its product cadherin-like protein 26. Gene Ontology annotation, biological process: adherens junction organization; cell-cell junction assembly; cell morphogenesis. The record is from RefSeq and is a predicted model, not a curated record. Gene Ontology annotation, cellular component: catenin complex; adherens junction; plasma membrane. The transcript is spliced from 17 exons. Gene Ontology annotation, molecular function: cadherin binding; calcium ion binding. NCBI's taxonomy places the organism in Eukaryota, Metazoa, Chordata, Chondrichthyes, Rhinopristiformes, Pristidae. Bases 450 to 2948 code for a protein of 832 amino acids.